Messenger RNA from Rotaria sp. Silwood2, 3364 nucleotides. NCBI's taxonomy places the organism in Eukaryota, Metazoa, Rotifera, Eurotatoria, Philodinida, Philodinidae. The record is from the annotation of a GenBank genome assembly.
GAAAACUUUAUAUUUUGAGAAAAGAACAUUCAUUUUGACUGACACUUGUAACGUAUUUUAAUGAUUAUCAAAUGUAUUUAUCGGAAAAUUUUAACGUUGAAAAUUUAGUAAUUUGAUUUUUCGGUAAAUAUCUAGAAAUGAGUCAAGAAUUCAGUAAAAUGAUCAUAAAACUUGAUCAAUAUGUCAUGAAGAUGAACUCUCUUAGGUUUAUUUUAGUUUUAUAGAAACGUAUUUGUAGCUAUAAUCAAUGUUUCUAAAUGAAAAUUUAAAACAAGAUAUACAUUUACCCAUUGUUUAUAUAAAUAAAACAUACAUAUAGAUGGGGUUGAGCAGUCUGGCCGGAAGCCCCAUUUUGAUAGAGUCCUAUUGUAAGGAUAAAACCUACUAUUGUCCGGGUCAUAUGAGAGCGGAUAUCAGAUAACCCUAGAUUGGCCUGAACAACACCAUGUUUUAUCCUUACGAUAGUAAAGAAAACUUACCAGCUCACCUACCAGCUUAUACGAGAAGCUGGUAGGUUUUCUUUACUAUUGUAAGGAUAAAACAUGGUGUUGUUCAGGCCAAUCCAGGGUUAUCUGAUAUCCGCUCUCAUAUGACCCGGACAAUAGUAGGUUUUAUCCUUACAAUAGGACUCUAUCAAAAUGGAGCUUCCGGCCAGACUGUUCAACCCCAGAUAUUCUCUCCAUAGACAAAAUGUAUAAAAGUGUACAAAAAAAGAUGAAAUUUUUCAGAAUUUAGAGAAAUGAAAAUAAAAUAAUGAGCAUACGAAUAAAGAGUCAGUCUCUAUCUACAGAUAAAAGUCAAUAUAUAGUUAAAACAUAUUGUUGAAAUCAAAAAUAAUUUUCAAUAUAUUAGAAGACAAAUGGUAAUUUCUUCUGUGAAUUGUACAUCGUACAGUUUACUUUUUGUAAAAGUAUAGAGCNCAAAUGUAUUGGAAAGUACUCGCCAGUUGAAGCUCUUUCAUCCUAUAUAUGAUUGUGCUGGAUAUAGUAUGAAAAGUCCAAUGGGCCAAAUUACGGUCUUAUGCGCCCCCGUCCUUUCUUCUGUGAAUUGUACAUCGUACACUUUACUUUUUGUAAAAGUAUAGAGCAUUGUGUAUUUCAAGAGUAGCAUAUGUUUUGUACAUUUUACUUCUGCUAUGCACACUUGCCAUUAGAAACACUGACCAUAAUAUGAAGUUGAAUUGCAUCAACCAGUUGAAUAUGUUUCUUCGUCAGUAAAUUAAAAUUUUAUUUUGUUUUGUGUUGCAAAAUUUUUAAUAAAUGUUCCUUUCUAAUGAGUAAUAUUAGCCUUUAAAUAUGUUGAAAUUUUAUUCUGUUUUUUUUUAGGAAGAGGUGCAGUUGGUAUGGUUUAUCAAAUUGAAUAUCAAAAUAUUCAAUAUGCCAUGAAAAUUUCAAAUAAAAAGUCAACAAAAGAAUAUGAAAUAGCUGAAAAAAUGAAAAAUUACAUCAAUGAACAUUCACUAUUAGAUGUUAAAAUAAUGAACAUGUUUAAUAUACAAGGUUUUAUUCUAUCAAGACCAGUUGGAAAAUUAAUGGACGAAAAUCAGUUAUGUCAAAAGAAAUAUAUUACUCAAAUAUUCAAGCAAUUAACAAUUGGUCAUAAACUUGGACUUGUUCAUCGAGAUAUUCGAAUAUAUAAUUUAAUAUUAUUUAAUGAUGAAGAUGUUUAUUUAAUCGAUUGGGAUUCAUCAACAUAUAAUGGUUUUAAUGGCGAAUAUGAAGGAUCAUUUCUGACAGCAUCAACAUCUGUAUUGGCUGAAUAUGAAUUGACACGUGGUAAACAAGUUUCGGCUUAUUAUGCUGAUGAUUGUUUAUCGAUCAUUUAUAUGUUAUUAUUAUUUAAUUGUACAAAAGAAGAAAAAAUUAAAUUAAAAAAACUUGCCCGUGAUAGUUCUGCUGGCAUGUUAAUCGUAGAACGUGAAGAAGUUUUACAACGUUAUCCAAAAGAAGCUAUAGAUUGUCUUUAUGAAAUUGAACAGAAACGUGCUAGUUUAAUAAAUAUAGAUGAUUUACAUAAUCAGUCAUUUCCACAAAUUUGUAAUAAACAAUUAGAUAUGAUCGAACCCGAUGAAUACAAUGAAAUAGAUGAAACCAAUUGCGAAGAUUUACCAUGUGCUACACGAUAUACAUAUUUUGAUGGUUUAUGGACGCGUUUAGAUGGAAAUGAUGCAAUUAAAUGUCUCAAUACAUGGAAUGAUCAGUGUCGUCAGAAUAAUAUUUCUCUAAGCCAUUAUUGUAUUGAUCCUUAUAGCCGAGAUAUGGGUUGUUUACCAAUUAAAUAUGCAGCUGAUACAUAUGUUCAUUGUCUUGGUGCUACUAAUGAACAAUAUCAUUGUCAAGAAAAAUAUCCAUUAGAUUAUGAUAAACGAUUUAAAUGUUGGAAUUCAUCGAUAUGUAUUAGUCCGCUUCAACUUUGUGAUUGUCAUGUGGAUUGUCCAUUUGAAGAUGAUGAAAAUGAUUUAUUAUGUCGAUGGGGUAAAAAUCAAUGUCAUCCAGACAUUUUAUUGACUAUGACGGAGAUAAUACAACGUAUUCGUUUCUAUACAAUACAAUGGUCUCAUUACUGUGAUAAAGUUCGUUGGGCGUUGGAUUUGAAAGAAAUUCCCUAUGAAUUGAUAAAUUAUAAUCCAUUCGGAAAAACAAAAGGUUUAGAAAGAGCACCCAAAACAAUGCCUAAGCUCAUGCCGAUGAUUGAAGAUCCAAACAAUAAAGAUGAUAAUCAAUUUCACUAUGAUUCAACACCGAUUUUACUCUAUUUGGAUACUCAAUAUUCUCAAUCAUCUACAUCCCUUUUUCCAUCAUCAAGUGAAGAACGCCAACAAGUGAUUGAUACAUGUUUACAUCUUGAUUCCACAUUAGGUCUUUAUGCACGUCAUAUUGCUUAUGCUCAAAUACUCACAGAGAGUCCAAGUGUAUUGUCACUUGUACUCCGUGAAAAGUAUCCAUGGGCCAAUAAUCCAUAUGAUAUUCGCUCACGAUUAUUUAUUCCAGUCAUCGCUGCUUUUAUAAUUGCUCAAUACCAAGUUCAUCGUAUUCGUGAAGAACAAAUAAAAGAAAAAACAGAGCAAAUUCUUUUGGAUAUUGGAGAUCAGUUGCGUAGAAAUGAUUAUCUUGUCGGUAAACAAUUCUCGGCAGCUGAUUUAACAUUUUGUUCACUUGUAAAACUACUUAUACGAGCACCCUGUUUCUAUGAUGAUCGUCGCUUUCAAAUUAUUUUCGAUUAUCAUGAACGAAUUCGACGAAACUACGAUGUAGCCUAUCCAAAUAUCGAUAAUGAUCUCGAGAAAAACAUAGAUAAACAUCGAAUACAAGUAAAAAUAAAUGCGAAAACCUCGGAUUUAAAUCCGAAUGUUAUGUGUACUUGA